AUGUCUGAGUCUGAUGUAAUUCAAACUAUUGUUAGAAAUCCUAUGAUAUUGCGCCAACGUUUGGGUCCUGCAAUUCAUGCUCUUAAGACUGCUUUGGGUAGUGAUGAGAAUGUUGUUAAAAUCCUCAAGAAACCAGGUCGCUACAAAUUUAAUUGCGCUGCUAAUUAUGUUAUUCCCAAUGUUGAAUUAUUGCAAAAGUAUUGUGGCAUUUCCAGUGAAACGAUCCAGAAACACAUUGUUCGGCAUCCUAAUUCUUUUAUAUUGAAAACUGAUUUGCUUCGAGAUGCCUUAAUUAAGGUUGAACUUAAGUUAGGGAUUCCUGGACACUCUCCAAUGUUCUUGUAUGGUGUCAAUUUUCUUCGCUUUGGUGAGAAGAAUAUAAAGGAUAAAUGCGAAGUAUUUAAGAGUUUUGGAUGGACUCAGUCUGAUAUCAUGAAAUUGAUCAGGCUAAAUCCUAUGUGUUUCACUAGUUCAGAGUCGAGGAUCAAGGAAAGACUAGGCUAUCUGAUGAACCAAAUGGGUUACAAGCCAAACUAUUUAGCAAUGCAGCCUAUAUUAUUCAUGUGUCGCAUAGAGAAGAGAUUAUUGCCAAGACAUCGAGUCUUAGAGAUUUUGAAGGAGAAAGGUCUUAUAAGGAUGGAUUAUCUUCUUUCUUCUGCUGUUUCCUGCUCUGAGUCUGUGUUCUUGAAAAGGUUUGUUCUGCCAUUUGAGGAAGUCCAUGAUGUUUAUGCCCAACUGAUAGGUUCUACAUUGGACUCGCUCAAUGUAGGAAGAUCCAAAAGCCAAUCUUAA
This is a messenger RNA of Chenopodium quinoa (quinoa), 792 nucleotides long. Its product is annotated as transcription termination factor MTERF9, chloroplastic-like. The transcript has a single exon. Gene Ontology annotation, molecular function: double-stranded DNA binding. Lineage: Eukaryota; Viridiplantae; Streptophyta; Magnoliopsida; Caryophyllales; Amaranthaceae. Bases 1 to 792 code for a protein of 263 amino acids. Gene Ontology annotation, cellular component: chloroplast. Gene Ontology annotation, biological process: regulation of DNA-templated transcription; chloroplast organization. The record is from RefSeq and is a predicted model, not a curated record.